AUGACAGGUAAUAUAAGGUCUCGCCGUGCUUAUCAUAACACCUUCGGUGACGAAGUCCAAGAUACCCAAAACAAAGAACAAUUUUCAACUCAAGGGCGUGAAGUGUUUUCUAAUCCGACUCAAUCACAUAACACCCCUUUUCAAAAUCAAUCCUCAUUCCAUAAUUAUCCAACCCACAAUACCUUUGCUUCGACCCCAAAGAAUGUUAUGUCAAGUGAUGGUAAAACUGCUUUUACAACUGAUGCUGAUAAAGCUAAUUUGAAUCCCAGACCUUUCAACAGUGUUCCUAACAUUGUAUCAUCUCCUUUUUCACAAAAUCAACAAACAAAUAUUACAAGCUCUCCAUUCAGAAAUACUUCUAUUCCCGUUCCUUCACAUCCCUUUAACACAAAUCCAGCUAAUAUCUUUAACCCUAACUCAGUACAGAAUUUUAACCCUAACCAAAACUUCAACCCUAAUAUUAACCCUAGUGUAACUCAGAAUAUAAGUGGUAAUAUGAAUGUACCAAACCAAUCGCAAGUAUUAGAAGACAGAUCAAUGAUGUAUUUAGAAGGACAAUUAAACCAAACUACUAACAUUUCAUCACCAUUUAGUCAAACUUCGAACAGUUCACCAUUUAAUCAAGCAUCUAACGUUCAAACAGCAUUUAGUCAAACUACUAAUGUGAACACUAAUCCAUUAAGGCCGAAUUUUACAAAUCCCACCAGUUUGGUUGCUAAUAAAAUUGCUGGUAAUAGGUUUUCACCUUUACAAUCACAACUUGGAGCACAGUUAACAAAGUUUGGGGAGAUGUAUACCCAGAGAUUACAACAGUCUGAGGAAGAGGAUGUGGUUGACCCACCGCUGUUAGAUGAGCUUGGAAUUAACCUUGUAGAGAUUUACGAACACUUGGUAGGAGUAGUUUUACCUAAAAAGGGAAAUAGUUUAUUCCUAAAUUAUAAUGAUUUGUCUGGACCACUACUGAUCUUUGUCACCUUUGCAAUGGGCCUAAUGUUUUCUGGAAAAAUUUGCUUCAGCAUCAUCUACGUGCUUUCAGUUUUCUGUAACCUCGGCAUUUACCUACUCUUCAACUUCCUUAACGAACGGUACAUAAGUCUCUCAAAGACAGUCACGAUCAUGGGCUAUUCACUCUUACCACUCUGCUUAACACCAGUGAUCUGGCUUUUUUCCAGGUUCCUAAAGCUGGUUUCAGUAAUUCUAGUUUACCUCUGCGUUGUUUGGAGCACAGUUUCAGCAACAUAUCUUUUCCAAGCUGUAAGUUAUGGCACCACUAAUAAUGUUUUAGGAGUUGGAUUUAGGUGGAAGGUUCUACUUUGUCAUGUAUCCCAUUUUACUCUACUACACCACCUUUGCAAACGUCGUUAUCUUCUAAUAUAUUUUUAA
Molecule: messenger RNA, 1383 nt
Organism: Theileria annulata
Lineage: Eukaryota; Apicomplexa; Aconoidasida; Piroplasmida; Theileriidae
Exons: 2
Coding region: 1-1383 (460 amino acids)
Biological process (GO): endoplasmic reticulum to Golgi vesicle-mediated transport; vesicle fusion with Golgi apparatus
Cellular component (GO): trans-Golgi network
Source: RefSeq, a predicted model, not a curated record